Messenger RNA from Rosa chinensis, 873 nucleotides. RefSeq lists its product as uncharacterized. The transcript is spliced from 2 exons. Bases 1 to 873 code for a protein of 290 amino acids. The record is from RefSeq and is a predicted model, not a curated record. NCBI's taxonomy places the organism in Eukaryota, Viridiplantae, Streptophyta, Magnoliopsida, Rosales, Rosaceae.
AUGCCUCCUAGACGCCGAAGACGUGAGGAAACCCCUCAUGUUGAUGAUGGGGGAGAUACACCGCAGAAUCUUGCAGAUGCGUUUGGACAGUUCUUUCAGCAGUUUGCUGCCGUACUCCCCGGUUCACGCACUGACUAUACUGUGGAGCGUGCUAGGAGAAACGGGGCUCAGACUUUUGCUUCCGCCACAUCUCCUGUAGAGGCUCAGCGGUGGCUUGAUAGGAUGGAGAGAGUGUUCUCCCAGAUGGAGCUCCCAGAGGACAGGAAGGUUAAUUUGGCGGUGCAGUUCCUGGAGGAUACCGCCUGGCAUUGGUGGACUGGUGUUGUCAAUGACCCUGCAAAUGCUGGCCCGAUGACGUGGGAUAUGUUCAAGGCCCAUUUCUGUGGACGGUACUUUAGUGAUGCCCACCUUAAUCGGAUGCAAGACCAGUUCUUGAGCUUGGUGAAGAGGGAUGAGCAGUCAGUGUUGGAUUUUGAGCAGGAGUUUCUCUCUUUGGCCCAUCAUGUGCCGGAUUUGGUUCAUACUGAGCAAAGUAAGAUUCGUAGAUUUGUCUUGGGACUUGGAGGAAAGUUUAAGGAUAAGAUGUUAGGCACACCGUACCGUAGCUUUGCUGAGGCAGUAUCUUAUGCCAUGGACAUUGAGUCAGACUCACCUGCUGGAUUUCACCCUAGGGAUUCUGGCGGCCCUAGCCAGGGUCCAUCUAAGAGGGCUGCUUCCACUUCUGGUUCAGGAUCUUCUGGAGGUAGUAGAUUUGUCAGUUCAGACUCGACCACCUUACCGGAUUUUGGAGGACUUAAUGUGGGAGGUGGACAGUCUGAGUGGCAGUUCAGUGACAGCACAGGACGCUACUCCAAACGUCGGUCAAGGUUCUAG